Messenger RNA from Serpula lacrymans var. lacrymans S7.9, 1394 nucleotides. RefSeq lists its product as uncharacterized. The coding region runs from base 40 to 885 and encodes 281 amino acids. NCBI's taxonomy places the organism in Eukaryota, Fungi, Basidiomycota, Agaricomycetes, Boletales, Serpulaceae. The transcript has a single exon. The record is from RefSeq and is a predicted model, not a curated record.
GUGGGCAUCAUAGGCGUGGCAGCCCUCAUCGCACUCGCCAUGUUCAUUGUCCAUCGUCGUCACUCCCAUAACACUGCUUCCGAUGUUUAUGACGAUAUGGAGUAUUUGGAGAAGAACAGGGAGCCUGGGUUGGGCGGUGCAGGGGAUUUUGGGCAUGGGCGUGAGAGUGGGGGGAAUGAGCAUGAGGAAGGAGGAGAAUGGGAAGUGUAUGAGGAUGAGGACGAUGGGGAGGGCGCAGAGUAUGUCGUUCAGGACGAUCCUCGCUUCCCCCCCGACGCCCAUCUCAGACGCAACUUUAGCGCAGUAGCAUCCGCUCAGCCUCCUCAGCCUGCCUACUAUCAGCAGCAGCAACAACAGCAGAUGCAGAUGCAGCAAGCGUAUGCGUCUCAGCAGCAGGCCUACCCCCAGCAGAGAUAUGCAGGACAACAGGCGUACCCGAGCCAACAGGGGUACUCUCAGCAGGCAUACGCGGGACAGCAGGCGUAUCAAGGGCAACAGGCCUAUGCGGGACAACAGGUGUAUCCUCAGCAGGCAUACGCGGGACAACAAGCCGUGUACUCGCCCCAUGACCACGGCAUCGAGUAUCCCCCCGGUAUGGCUUACACAGACGCGGACCUGCAUGGUGGCAACGAUGGGUACUUUGCGCCCCAGCGCGAGACGGGGCAGCCUUUUGUCGUCGAACCGGAACCUGAGAAGGAGGCGUCGAGUGUGCCGGCUGCGCUGAGGCCGUCUGUCAAGCCUGCACUUUCGGUUGGUGCAGGGAGUGGGGGGCAGAGUCUGACUUCACCGUCUUCGUCCUUGUCGCCUAUUAGUACGAAUGGAGCUGGGGAUGCGAAAGGGCAUUUGUCCUUUGAUUCGUUUUAUGGGGGUGUUGUUGAGGGCUGAGGGGUGCGUUGAGGGGUGAAGGAAGGAGGGGGAAAAAGGGAGGAAGGGAAAAAGGGGAGGAAGGGAGGGUGAUUUUGUUAUGAAUGGGCGGAUUGGUGGAAUGGUGAAUCAGUUUUAGGAGGUGACGAUCGUUUCAUGCCUUUUUUUCUUUUCUUCUUUAUUUCUGUUAUUUUAUUCUUUUAUUCUAUUCGUCACCUCCUCCCCUCUUGAACUUCUUCUUGUUUGGAUGGAUUGUGGUCCAAUAUUUUAUAUUUUGUUGGUUUUAUUUAUGAUUUCUGUGUGCGACGUGGACUCGAUCGGAGGGAGGGGCUUUUUCAUUUUGUCGGUUCAUUUAGGCUCAUCGAUUCGAUCGUCGAGGACACAAAUAUGUAACGACUACUCUGGACUUUACACUCCUACAAACCUCGAAAACUACACUGGAUCCUCCUCUCAUCUUUCUAUCUGAUGGCUUUUUGGUGGUGACAACAAAACGAGGAAUGUAAUCAGACUGCUGCUAUUUUGUCCGUCCC